This is a messenger RNA of Vigna radiata var. radiata (mung bean), 902 nucleotides long. RefSeq lists its product as uncharacterized. The coding region runs from base 134 to 601 and encodes 155 amino acids. The transcript is spliced from 5 exons. Lineage: Eukaryota; Viridiplantae; Streptophyta; Magnoliopsida; Fabales; Fabaceae. The record is from RefSeq and is a predicted model, not a curated record.
GUGAGAGCCAAGUAUGACCGUUAGUUAGCGUUUGGAAGAAAAAGGAAGCAACCCAACCAACCAUUCACCUUUCUAGAUCCCUUGACUAUACACAUUCCAAUUUUACAUAGUUUCUGUGGAUGAAGUUGCAGCCAUGCAUUCUUCAACCACAUCAAUCUCUUCCAAUUACCCUCUAAUUUCUGCUUUCGUUGCUUUUGCCCUUGCCCAAUCCAUCAAGUUCUUCACCACCUGGUUUAAAGAAAGAAGAUGGGAUCUUAAUCAAUUAGUUGGGUCUGGUGGAAUGCCAUCAUCUCAUUCAGCUACUGUUACUGCUCUUGCAUCUGCCAUUGGGUUGCAAGAAGGCUUUGAAGGACCACUUUUUGCUAUUUCCUUCGUUUUCGCUUCUACUGUGAUGUAUGAUGCUACUGGUGUAAGAUUGCAAGCAGGACGCCAAGCAGAGGUUUUAAACCAAAUUGUGUAUGAACUUCCUGCUGAGCAUCCUCUAGCUGAAAGAAGACCACUUCAUGAACUUCUUGGCCACACACCCCCUCAGGUAAUUGUGGGUGGAAUACUUGGACUCUUAACAGCAGUUGGCCUUCUAAGAGCCUUCCCAACAAAUUGAGGCCUUUCUUCACUUCACUUUCUGCUCUCAAAUUCUUCUCUCAAAAAUAACUUUGCAUUUCAACAACUUAACAUUUUUCUGUUCUCAUGAUAAAAAGAAUUGAAUGCAAUAGACUUCAUGCGUUACAAUCUACUAGUAUUUGUGGGUGUUAGGUAUCUAAAAGGAAUAAUCAUGUAUUUUAUAGGAAUUUAAGUGUAGGUUGAGUUCAUAUUGAAACAAAAAAAAAGUUUAGUGGUACAGAAAGAAACUCAUUCUACUAAAGUUUUAGUAAUAUAAAGGGCUGGUGUUAGGCUUUUUGCUU